AUGGCGUCCGUGGGGUCAAACACCAUUAAGGUGCUGGCCCGCUUCCGUCCACAGAAUAAGGUUGAAUUAGCCUCAGGAGGUACGCCGAUUGUCGAAUUUGAGAAUGAGGAGUCAUGUACUAUCAAUUCCAAAGAAGGCAUUGUGCCUUUUACCUUCGAUCGAGUCUUCCCUAUGAACUCGCCCCAAGCCAACAUCUUCGACUUUUCGAUCCGGCCUACCGUUGACGACAUUUUGAAUGGAUACAACGGAACGGUCUUCGCGUACGGUCAAACCGGCGCGGGAAAGUCGUAUACCAUGAUGGGUUCAGAUAUUGAUGAUGAGGUGGGUAAGGGUGUCAUUCCUCGUAUUGUCGAGCAAAUCUUCGCCAGUAUCCUUACGAGUCCGAGUAAUAUUGAGUACAUGGUCCGGGUCAGCUACAUGGAGAUCUACAUGGAGCGCAUUCGCGAUUUGUUGGUGCCACAGAAUGAUAACUUGCCUGUCCAUGAGGAGAAAUCACGCGGAGUUUACGUGAAAGGGCUGCUUGAGGUCUACGUCUCUAGCGUCCAAGAAGUUUACGAGGUGAUGCGCCGAGGUGGAAACGCACGUGCCGUGGCUGCCACCAACAUGAAUCAGGAGUCGUCUCGUUCACACUCGAUCUUCGUUAUUACCGUCAGCCAAAAGAAUGUGGAGACUGGGUCUGCCAAGAGUGGUCAGCUCUUCUUGGUUGAUUUGGCCGGUAGUGAAAAGGUCGGUAAAACUGGAGCCAGUGGCCAGACCCUGGAGGAGGCCAAGAAGAUAAACAAGAGUCUGAGUGCUCUUGGUAUGGUCAUUAACGCACUGACUGACGGGAAAUCGUCUCAUGUUCCGUACCGUGACUCUAAACUCACUCGAAUCCUCCAAGAAUCUCUGGGUGGUAACUCGCGGACAACCCUGAUCAUUAACUGCUCACCCAGUAGCUACAACGAUGCAGAAACCAUCUCGACCUUGCGUUUUGGUGUGCGUGCAAAGGCCAUUAAGAACAAGGCCAAGGUUAAUGCCGAGUUGAGCCCUGCGGAGAUGCGACAGCUUCUGCGCAAGGCUCAGACUCAAAUGACCAGCUUUGAGAAUUAUAUUUCUGCCCUGGAGAGCGAGGUGAAUACCUGGCGUGGGGGUGAAAGUGUUCCUAAGGACCUGUGGACCCCUUCGCGUAGCAACGAUGCCGUUAGUGCUGCCAAAGCUGAGGCUCGUGCCCCUCGACCGGCGACUCCUUCCAGACUCCAAGAAACUGCUCGCUCGGACACCCCACGGCCAGAUUCGCGUCUUGGAGAUCGUUCGAGCACACCCAGCCUGGUGCUGGAGAAAGACGAGCGAGAGGAGUUCCUCCGUCGCGAGAAUGAGCUGCAGGAUCAAAUCGCUGAAAGGGAGACCCAUAUUGUUAAUGUGGAGCGGAGCCUCCGUGAGGCCCGAGAGGAGCUGAAGUCAUUGAAGGAUAACGCUGGGCGAUCGGGCAAAGACAAUGAGCGGUUGAACACCGAAAUCAACGAGCUGCGCAUGCAGCUGGAGAAGGUUUCUUAUGAGGGUAAGGAAGCCGCGAUCACCAUGGAUGGCCUCCGGGAAGCCAACUCUGAGCUUACUGGCGAGUUGGAUGAGGUAAAGCAGCAGCUUCUCGAUGUUCGCAUGAAAGCCAAGGAGACCACGGCUGCACUGGAUGAGAAGGAAAAGAAGAAGGCGGAGAAGAUGGCCAAGAUGAUGGCCGGGUUUGACUUGGGUGGCGAUGUUUUCUCGGACAACGAGCGCAAGCUACAAGACCUGAUCCAGCGCGUUGACGCGUUGCACGAGGUCAGCGCUUCCGGAGAACUCAUCGCACCUGACGAUAUCAUGGAGCUCCGCACCCGUUUGCUGGAGACCCAGGGUUUCAUUCGCCAGGCUGAAUUGACGAUGAGUGAUCGAGGCGAAUUCAGUGAUUUGCAGAGUGGCCGCCGGGCAGAACUGGAGAAGAAGUUGGAGGAGGUCCAGCGCGAGUACGAAGACCUUUUGACUCGCAACCUUGGUGACAGUGAUGUGGAGGAGAUUCGUGAACGGCUGGAGAAGUCUUUCAUUGACAGAAAGGAGACUGAGACUGCCGCAGUCGAGGAACUCCGCUCCGAGAUCAAGCGCAAGGACGAGGAAUUGACGACGAUGCGGCAGUCUCUGGCUGACACUGAGUCCAGGACUAGCACCAACGGUGCCGCCAGCAAGACUCUGCAGCAGCAGAUUUCUGAGUUUGAUGCCAUGAAGAAGUCCCUGAUGCGGGAUCUACAGAACCGCUGCGAGCGAGUAGUGGAAUUGGAAAUAUCCUUGGACGACGCUCGUGAGCAAUACAACAACGUUCUUCGAUCAUCGAACAACCGGGCCCAGCAGAAGAAGAUGGCAUUCCUAGAACGCAACCUGGAGCAAUUGACGCAUGUCCAGCGACAGCUCGUGGAACAGAAUAGCAGCUUGAAGAAGGAAGUGGCCAUUGCAGAGCGCAAAUUGAUUGCACGCAAUGAGCGCAUCGCUAGCUUGGAGAGCUUGCUACAGGAUAGCCAGGAGAAGUUGACUCAGGCCAACCACCGAUUCGAAGCCCAACUCACCGCCGUCAAAGAGCGCCUUGAAGCUGCAAAGCAGGGCUCUACUCGUGGACUACCAACCAUGGAUGGUAAUGGCAACUUCAGCUUUGGAGGAUCUCGUAUCGCGAAGCCCCUUCGUGGUGGAGGUGGUGAUGGACCGUCUAACUCCAACGUCUCCGGUGUGCAAUCACAGGAGAAUGGAAAACGCACCAGCUGGUUCUUCGACCGUAAAUAA
Molecule: messenger RNA, 2781 nt
Organism: Penicillium taxi
Lineage: Eukaryota; Fungi; Ascomycota; Eurotiomycetes; Eurotiales; Aspergillaceae
Product: putative kinesin family protein (KinA)
Exons: 5
Coding region: 1-2781 (926 amino acids)
Biological process (GO): microtubule-based movement
Molecular function (GO): microtubule binding; ATP binding; microtubule motor activity
Source: RefSeq, a predicted model, not a curated record